CUUAUGUUGAUUGCUUACCCUCCGGUUCUUGUCCGUCCUGUCCGAUCCAUCAGCAUCUAAGUAUCACCAUGAGCCUCUUCUCCCUCUGUACGGCAGCACUUGCCAUUCCAGCCCUGGCCCGGCCCGGCCAACAUGAUCGCAAUGCACCAAUUAUCAGCCCUCGCCAGCAACCCGAUGCAAACAAUGCCACGAACUGGCCCUGGAGGCCUCUACCAUGGGGGGAAGUCAACUUCCUCCAUACGACGGAUACGCACGGAUUUCUGGAGGGGCAUCUCAACGAAGUAGACUACGGUGCGGACUGGGGCGACUUUGUCUCCUUUGUAGAGCGCAUGCGGGAUAAAGCUGAUGAACAUAACGUUGAUCUUCUGGUCGUGGAUACCGGGGACCUCGUCACAGGCAACGGACUCAGCGACAAGUCAAAGACCCCCGGGGAGGUUUCGAACAAGCUAUUCCGUAACGUGGACUACGACUUGCUCACGACUGGAAACAACGAUCUUUACUUUGAUUACAUCACGAAGCAAGUACAAACAGACAUUGCCGAGUACUAUGGCGAUCAUUAUCUGACAACCAACCUCGACGUCGAUUUCAAUGAUGGACAUGGACCUAUUUCCAUCGGAAAGAGAUAUCGAUACUUCACCACUAAGCACGGCCUCCGAGUCCUGGCACUCGGAUUCACGCUGCAGGACUUCCAACGACCGGACUUCAUCACCGUCCAUAAUGCUUCCACUGUGUGGAAUUCAGAUUGGUUCAAAGAGGCAAUCAGCAAUGAGGUCGAUCUCUAUGUCCUUCUUGGACAUACGGAUAUCAAUGCGCGCUGUGACCUGACGGGGACCUCUCAAUACAAUGCUACAGAAACGCCCAUGAUCUGCAUGAAAGAUUGGCUUCGCAAGAACAAGCCUGACGUUCCCCUACAGAUCUUCGGCGGCCAUACACACAUCCGCAACUUUAGAUGCUAUGACGGCGCAGCAUCCGGUCUGGAAUCAGGACGCUACGCUGACACGGUGGGGUGGCUUGCUCUUCGCGACGUGGCAUCGGAUGCGUGGAAUGGAUCAAAGACCAUUGAGGAUGUUCCCAUGGCGACUAGGACAUGCUCUUCACCAACCUCCUCCAACACCAUGGUUGACCCUACAACAGCCGUUCGUCUUGACCGUCGGUACCUCGACUUCAACCGCAAGACCUUCGCAUACCAUGCCAUAGGAAACGAGUCCGACGCCGUAGACAAAUUGGAUACUCCGCACGGACAGAAAACCACCGGUGAUAUCUACAAUGCCCGAGUCCAGCUAAACCUCACUGGCGUCCUUGGCUGCGCUCCUCAAUCAUACUACAUUUUUGCAGAAAGCUGCAACUGUCCUAGCAGCAUCUACACCAUGGUUCGAUUUGCUUUGAACACAACGGUAAAACCAGAUGGAAAGGUGAAACCGCAGGAUUCUCCGAGGCUGAUUAUCAUGGGCACCGGAGGGAUUCGCUAUGAUCUCUUCAAGGGUCCGUUUUCCGUGGGUGAUGCUUUCACCGUCAGCCCAUACAACGAUACCUUUCUGUAUCUCCCCGAUGUCCCCUACACAGCGGCCAAGGGAGUCCUCUGUGCCUUGAAAAAAGACGACUAUUGCGAAACAGAAGACCCAGUCGGACCCUGCGACAUGCCAGGCCUUGCAUCAUCCACCUUUGCAUAUGAUAGCUUUUCCCUCCAGCAGCCCCUUCUCCAUCACGCAGCCACUGAGAUUAAACUCAACCCCGGCCACGUCACAACCGACGACUUCGGAAACUGCUCCAAAGCCGUCAACAGUACCGACUGCGGCGACGAUACGCAGCACAAGCCGCUCAUUGACAAAUACAAGCCCCCUAAGUAUCUCCAAUCGCAGGGAAACAUCGACCCAAAGAAUACCAAGACCGUGGAUUUGGUGUUCACGAAUCAUCUCCAAGAGAAGAUUCUCAAUUUGACCGUGAUCAAAGAUCUGGGGUACAAGGCCUCGGACGUGGAUUAUUAUAUGCCGCCGACUUUCACGACCAGGGACUUUUUGCAGGAAUAUGCGAGGGUGGAGUGGAAUGAGAAGGCGAAGGAAUGUCCUGUUGGGCCAUAA
Aspergillus ibericus CBS 121593 is the source of this 2078-nucleotide messenger RNA. RefSeq names its product Ser/Thr protein phosphatase family protein. Gene Ontology annotation, biological process: nucleotide catabolic process. Gene Ontology annotation, molecular function: hydrolase activity. Gene Ontology annotation, cellular component: cytosol. The transcript is spliced from 2 exons. The record is from RefSeq and is a predicted model, not a curated record. NCBI's taxonomy places the organism in Eukaryota, Fungi, Ascomycota, Eurotiomycetes, Eurotiales, Aspergillaceae. Bases 69 to 2078 code for a protein of 669 amino acids.